Physcomitrium patens is the source of this 6404-nucleotide messenger RNA. NCBI's taxonomy places the organism in Eukaryota, Viridiplantae, Streptophyta, Bryopsida, Funariales, Funariaceae. The record is from RefSeq and is a predicted model, not a curated record.
ACAAUAGAAUAUCGUUGCUUGACUGAUUAGUUACCCCCUCAACGCGGUCAAGAACUAUUUCUGGGCGCAUUGUUGCUGAUGAACUUGAACGUUAUUGCACUGUUUUGUACUCCCAAGGAGACUCCGAGGCAUCUCUGCCUCCAUGAGAAUUCGGGGCAUACCACGUAAAUAGGAGAGGUAGAAGGUGAAAUAGGAAGGAGUGUGAACCAUGGCGGAUGCUGGGGGAGCGUUCGUUACGCGGUCGUUUGAACGGAUGCUGAAGGAAUCAUCUGGCAAGAAGUACGCCAAUCUGCAGAACGCUCUCAAAGCGUACCUUGACAGCCGGCAUAUUACUUCUCCAGUUCCACCACCAGGCCAGCUUGAGGAGCCUAAUUUGUCUCGUAACAUCUCGGGUAUCCAAGACUUUACAAAUAACGAAGACACAUCGUCACUGAAUGAGAUAGGGGCAACUUUCCAAACUGUCAACACUCAGGAGCCGCUAAGGCAAAACACAGGCCUGGCAGCUGCUGCCACGAUGACCGAAGCUGGAAAAACUCUUGAAGGGUCAGAAGCUGAAGUGGUAUUGUUACCAUUGCGUCUCGCAUUUGAGACGAAGCAAUCGAAAAUAAUUGAGCCGGCUCUUGAUUGCUUACAUAAGCUGAUUUCUUAUGGACAUCUAGAGGGAGAGGCCGGUCUCACUGGGGGCAAAAACGAAGCCAUGCUUACGGAGCUAUUUAACAUGGUAUGCAGAUUGUCCGACGAUGGCGCAACUGGUACCAAUCAAAAUGUAGUGCUCCAAGUCAUCAAAGUUCUCCUCACCGCAGUGGCUUCGCCUUCCUAUCAUGUGCAUAGGGAGUGCCUCCUUACAGCGGUGCGCACAUGCUAUAAUAUUGUCUUGAGCAGUAAAAGCCCUGUGAACCAAGCCACUGCUAAAGCGACGUUGAUGCAAAUGAUGAAUACAGUCUUCAUAAGAAUGGAAAAUAAUACAGAGAGGGUGAAAUCUAGGAAGCUUGACCAGGGUGAAUCGUCGAAGGACUCAAAGCAAUCACAGCCUACUCCUAGUCAGAUGCCAGUGGAAGAUUUAAAGCAUCUCAGUGGAGUUGCCGACAUUCAGGGGUUUGAAGCAGCCUUGAACAAAGUGGUCGAAGCAGAGGGAGAACUAAACAGCGAAGGGGCUGUAACAAGCCUGGAGUCACUCACAGUUGGCCAGCAAGAUGGGGUACUGAUGCUACGAACAAUCUGCAAGCUAGCUGUGAAGGAAGAAACAGACGAUCUCAGUAACAGGACCAAGAUUUUGUCUCUUGAUCUGCUUCAGGGGCUGCUGGAAGGAGUGAGCGAUGCUUUCACUGUCAAUUAUACUUUCAUUGAUUUUGUGAAAGCAUACCUGUGUUAUGCAUUACUGAGGUCCUGUGUGUCACCUACUGCAUCCGUAUUCCAGAUGGCUGUAAACAUCUACACUGUCCUCUUGCAGCGAUUUCGGGAGAGUCUUAAGGCAGAGGUUGGAGUAUUUUUCUCUCUUGUGGUGCUCCGGUCAUUCGACAAUCCUGAGACGCCUCCCCCACAUUGCACCUCCGUCCUCAAGAUGCUAGAAAAAACUUGCAACGAUCCACAGCUGCUGGUUGACAUAUUUGUAAAUUACGACUGUGAUUUGGAGUCAACUAACUUGUUUCAACAACUGAUAAACUCGCUGUCACGCAUGGCACAAGAACCCCCACCUGUGGAGCCAAAUGCUAACCCGAUUGUCGUUACUCAAUAUCGGUUCGUGACUGGUUUAUGUAUUCAAUGUCUUACGAAUGUUUUACAAUCGUUAGAAGCAUGGACCAAAAAGGAUGGUUUGGGACCAGUGGAAAUGGAUGAUCCUGAGUUGAUCCAAUACAGAACCCCUAAACGAGGCUCUAAAUUUGAAAUGAAUAAUGUGAUGAAGAUUGACUCCGAGCCUACGGAUGAGGCCAAGAUUACAACUCAGGCUGACGACUUCGAAAAAGCUAAGGCUCGCAAAGUCUCGAUGGAAACUGCUGUGAUCGAGUUUAAUCGAAAGCCAGCGGAGGGGAUCAAAUUUCUUCUGACGGAAAAUCUCCUUCCCAAUGACCCAAAAUUUAUUGCUCGGUUCUUACAUGACACACCAGGCUUGAACAAAAAACAAAUAGGUGACUAUUUGGGACAACAUGGAGAAUUCCAGUUGGCUGUAAUGCACGCAUAUGUGGACGGAAUGAACUUUGUCGGCAUGAAGUUUGACAAGGCUCUCAGAAUGUUUCUUAACGGCUUUCGGCUUCCUGGAGAAGCGCAGAAGAUUGAUCGGAUUAUGGAGAAAUUCGCAGAAAGGUACUGUCGAGAUAAUGGUAACCUUUUCAAAAAUGCAGACACAGCUUAUGUGCUGGCGUAUGCAGUUAUUAUGCUCAACACAGAUGCUCAUAAUCCUCAGGUUGUGACCAAGAUGACGAAAGCAGACUUCGUGAAUAUUAACUCUUCAACUGGUGCUGAAGAACAUGCUCCCAAGGAACUUCUGGAAGAGAUAUAUGAUUCAAUUGUCAACGAUGAAAUCAAGCUUAAGGACGAGAAUGCAAUUGGACCAAAACAUGAAGAGAAGAGUGUCUUACUCGAUGUGCUUGAUGUUCUCAAACUUGGGGGAGCAUCACGCAAAGCAGCAGAUAUGAAGCAGGAGAGCGAGAACAUCAUUAAGCGCACACAGGCUGCAUUUCGAAAAACUGGACAGAAACAAGGCGUGUUUCAUAAACCAGAUCAUUCCGAGCUGGCACGACCAAUGCUGGAUGUUUGCGGGCUGGCCUUGUUGGCAGCUUUCGAAGUGACAAUGGAGAGAACAAGCGAUGAGGCCUGGAUACUUUUAUGCUUAAAAGCCUUCUACACAGGCGCGGGAUUAACCACGUCUUUGGGCUUGCAAAAUCUUCGCAACACAUUUGUAGCUGGGUUAAUCAGGUAUAAAACAAGAGGCUCCUCUGUAGGCUUCAAGCUUAUCUUCUGUUCACCAUGUCUCAUAAGUAUAUGUCGCCUUCCGCCUCGGAUGUGCUUUACGACGACUAAAUUAUCUAUGUAUAAAUGCAUCACAGGUCUGAUCCAGGCUACUUACACGUCCAUAUCAAAUUACUGCAGAUUCACGUCUUUGCAUUCUGCUGUGGAAAUGCAAAACAAAAAUGUUGAAGCUUUGAGAGCUCUUUUUGACUUGUGCCAGAAUAGAAUCGACGCGUUGCAAAGUUCAUGGAAAUCAGUGCUAGAAUGUGUGUCAAGGUUGGAGUUCAUUACUACGUCUCCAUUCUUUGCAGUUACUGUGGGCCCUAACCAAAUUUUUAGGGAAGAUCUUUUGCUUUCAUUAUUGGAUUUAAUGGAAAAACCAACAGAGCAGGUGUUUGCCAACACCGUCAAGUUACCUGGUGAUGUGGCUGUGGAAUUCUUCUCGGGUUUAUGUGAGGUAUCUGCCAAAGAGCUGAACGAGGUGCCACCACGAGUUUUCAGUCUCACGAAAAUGGUAGAAAUUAGCUACUACAAUAUAACACGGAUUCGUAUGGUGUGGGGCAAAAUAUGGGCAGUACUCUCGUUGCAUUUUGUUGCGGCAGGGAGCCACGACGAUGAAAAGAUUGCAAUGUACGCUAUAGAUUCUUUGAGGCAGCUGGCACACAAGUACCUGGCUCGCUCUGAGCUAGCAAAGUUCACCUUCCAGAAUGAUAUUUUGAAGCCUUUUGUCGUGUUAGUGCGGAGCAGCAAGAAUCCCACAAUACGCGCACUUAUUGUUGAUUGCAUGAUACAAAUGACCAAGUCAAAAGUCACAAGUAUUAAGUCAGGCUGGAAGAGCGUGUUUAUGGUGUUCACCUCAGCCGCCUUUGAUUAUCCUGAAAUUUCUGCUAAUGCAUUUGAAAAUGUUGAACAAGUCGUAUUGGAGCAUUUUGAGCAAGUAAUGGCAGACAGUUUCAUGGACUGUGUAAACUGCCUUAUUGCUUUUGCAAACAAUAAAAGCCAAAGCAGUGCUCGGACAAGCUUGAAGGCGAUUGCUCUUCUACGAAUAUGUGAGGAGCGUUUGGCUGAGGGACACAUUCCUGGAGGUGUCUCCCGAGUAGUUGCAGAAGAGAGGGGAAGAGAUCAAGAAGUAGCUGAAAACUACUGGUUUCCAAUGCUCUCUGGGCUAUCAGAACUUAUAUCUGAUCCCCGCACUGAAGUUCGAAACUGUGCCUUGGAGGUUCUCUUCGAUCUUCUCAAGGAACGAGGGCACAAUUUUUCAGGACCAUUCUGGAAGAGCGUGUUUCACCGCAUACUCUUCCCAAUCUUUGAGGAUGUUCGAAGAGAAUUUUCAUAUGAAGGCAAAUUGGAAUCCAAGAACAUAUGGUUUCGAGAGACUUGCAUAGUCUCACUUCGCCUUAUUUGCGAUCUCUUCAGCAGUUAUUACAAGGAAGUAUCCUUUUUGAUGCCAGAAUUACUAAGACUACUUCUGGACUGUGCCACACAACCUGAUCAGACAUUGGCCUCCAUGUCCAUGCGUGCACUGACGAGGUUCACUGAAGAAGGGGGAGACCAAUUCAAAGUAGAGGACUGGACCACUUUACUCGAACAUAUCCGGGAUGCAUGCUAUGCAACCCAACCCAAAGAACUUCUCGAUCCAGAGACGAUGUUUACUUUCGAUACAAGCCAGUCAUCUGUAUGGACGCAUUCUGGCACUGUCACUACACCUGGAAGUGACCAGCUCCUCAUGGACGGGUACACAUUAAAGAACGGCGAGGAAGCUGCCGUUGGAGCGGGGGAAUCAGCUCAAAUAACCGGCAAAGGAGGUUUCAUCGGUGGCGUUAUGAAAUCUAUUCUACAUUACAGGAGAAAAAGCGUACCCCCCGAAUCGCAAUCAGGGACUACUUCUGAGGAGUUCGAUGAUGGCGAUGACAUACAUAGUAGCGAUGAAGAAAGCUUAGCUCUCCAGAAAGUGAGAUCCAAGUGUGUCAUUCAGCUUUUGCUCUUGAGUACCAUUGAAAGCCUCCAGAAACAUCAUUGGCAACGAUUUGAGCCAUCUCAAAAGCUACUGAUAAUGGACACACUAUUUUCACUGGUAGAAUUUGCAGCAUCAUAUAAUAGCGACAUCAAGCUUCGACAGCGAAUGCGAAAAAUAGCAGGCGACUGGCCACCACCAAGCUUACUUAGGCAAGAAGCGGAAGGCACCCAAUUGUAUCUCGCAAUGCUUACAUUAUCUGCAAUGGGGCAUGAAGCUGAUGCCACCACCAAGGAGUCAAAGCGAAAUUGGAUAAAUAUGGGACGAAAGUCACCUCCACCCGAGAGUGAGAAGUUGAGACAGGAGGCGGAACGAAGGCUUAUGGCUUUUUACGGACAUGUUCUGAGAGAAAUAAUCACUUUGCAGUCUCGGCCCGGAGAUACCACACCCACAGAUGUAUACAAGUCGCUAUCGGUACGGGCUCCAGUGACUGUAAAGGUUUUAAAGGCUUUAAGCACAAUGGAGAACCGGGUUUUCGAGAAGCAUUUGCCACAGUUCUAUCCUUAUCUAACAAGACUCAUUUGCUGUGACCAGGUAACAAGCUCCAAUCAAGGAUUUACCAGAAUUUGGACGUUCGUAAAGCGCUUGGAGAACUAUUCCUAAUGCGACUCAUGACUCUCCUUCCUGAAUACUGAUAUCCUGUUAUAGAACCGAAUGAAUCAGGUAGUUGCUAAUAGAGACGACUUUCAUGAUAUUUACAACUGGAUUGCGGAUGCGGUUUGAAUAUUGAAUCGAAUAGGAGAGUUUGGAGGUCUGCAUGUCCCAUCCAACUAGUAGCUUAGUGCUAGUGAGCGAAAGACCGCCUCUUAGAAUCAGUCAUAACGUAUCGUAUUUUAUAUGUUUUUCUAGCGACUAAAAACAAUGGUAAUAAUUCCCAUGUCUGCAUGAUAACGCUUGUAAGAACAUUACUUAGCACUGAAGUCACGCGUAAUCCUUCCACACAAAACUGUGACUUCCUGCGUGCUGAAGAGCCCUACACCCUGUGCCUGCAUUCCCGAAACGGUAACCAUGCAGCAACAAAGGCAUCCCCAAUUGCUGGUUUGCAGAACACGUGAUGUGAAGCCAUAGACUUCAGUGGAAGUCUCAGUACAAGUGCAGGCUGAGAACUGUGACACACCACCUCUAUUAUCAUGCAGUAGUCUGCAAUAAGAGUGGGGUGAUGAGCAUUCAGGCAUCAGAGUGCAGUGCAAUAUUUGCUAUUAUUUCUCUUGAUUCAUGCAGCGGAUACUCAGGUUUGGACAUGACUCUCAGGUCAGAAGUAAAAUGUUUGUGGCCAGUUGUGAUAUGAGUCUUUUUCUACUCUAUUCCGUUUCACUGACCAACAGCAGCACACUGGUAUAAUACUCUCAUGGAUAUUCUAUAUUAGCUUUAAAGCUUAGUCCAACAGAUUGUAUAGAAGGAUUACUGAACCUGAGCACAAAUAAUGGAGUACAAACUUGGUGUA